Molecule: messenger RNA, 3970 nt
Organism: Patella vulgata (common limpet)
Lineage: Eukaryota; Metazoa; Mollusca; Gastropoda; Patellidae
Product: baculoviral IAP repeat-containing protein 3
Exons: 6
Coding region: 340-2274 (644 amino acids)
Cellular component (GO): cytoplasm; nucleus
Source: RefSeq, a predicted model, not a curated record
UUAGCAUCGUUUCAACGACUGUUAAAUGAUAAUCAAGCGAGUGACAGCGACUGUCAACAAACACACGUUGGAAAUAAUAAAAAACAAACUGUUUCUGUAAGUGACAGAACAUCGUUUAUAAAGUUAGCACGAGCUGGAUUUUACUAUGCCGGACCUGUUGAAGGUAUUCAGUGUUUUGUUUGUAAAUCGAAAGCAAGAUAUAAAAAUUGGAAUAAGGAAUCUCCAGUUGCAGUCCACCGAAUAUUGAAUCCAUACUGUCCAUUUCUACAAUCGGAAUCAUCUUUUUGUUCAAGGGAAAGUAAUUCCACCGCCAUACAGUCACCAACAACUGAUGGUCUCAUGUCAAAUCAUUGUUGUACAAAUAGUCAACAGCCAGAUAGUCCUACACAGUUACAGGAAGCCGGUGACAUUAGAGGUGAUGUUCCAAAUCCCAUUCGACCAGAUGAAACACCUCCAAAUCAUGGCACUAAUGAGAAUACAACCUUGCAUUCAAUGAAUAGCGUUUGCAGAAAUUUAUUCUCUACAAGUCCUGCCAGGAACCAAUCUAAUGUAGACGUUGAUGAGAAUUCAACCAACGUAAUAAAUAACCCAGCAAAUUAUAAAAUCAGAUCUAGGUCCCAAUGGUCUGAUCAUGUUGAAGAAUAUACAGGACGAGUUAUACAUCCUAGAAUCGGUGACAAGGUUUUCAACGCUUAUGAAUCAUUUCGUAUUCUUACAUUUCCUAAUCCCCAAGAUGAAAGAGCUGCAGAAUGGGCUGUCGAUGGUUUUGUUUACAUUGGCAACGACAAUGUUCAAUGUGUUUAUUGUGCAGGAGUGACAUCAUAUCAAGAACAAUUAAACAUCAGAGAUUCCCAUGAAAAAAUCUCACCAAAAGGUCGUUAUUAUUGUCCAAUGGUCAGUGGAAUCGAUGUCGGAAACGUGUCAAGAAAAUUAGAAGAGUUAGUGAGAAAGAAGUUGAUUGAUAAAAACAACAGACCUAGAAAUAUAAAAAAUAAUUUCCCUGUUCUACAUCCACAGUUUAGUAAAACAGAAGAAAGAUUAGCAUCUUUUAGGCAUUGGCCAAAACAAUAUAAACCAACCAAAAUACAGUUAACAGAGGCAGGAUUCUUCUAUACAGGUGUAGUAACAAAAGUUGUAUGUUUUUGUUGUGGUAUAUCUGUUAGAGAUUGGGAACCAACAGCUGAACCAUGGCAGCAACAUGCUUUAAUAUCACCAACAUGUUCAUUUAUAAAACUUAUAAAAGGUGAAGAAUUUAUUCAACAAAUGGCAGCAAUACAGCAACUGGUUGAAGUUGAUCCAUUAGUGACAGAACCAGUAACAUCAAUAGGAGAAUUAAAUAUACCUGAUCCGUACCCUCCAACAUUGAAUACAACUCUACUAGCAGCUUAUAGUACAUGUGGGUACAACAUCUCUACUACACAAUUACUUCAUCUUAUACAACAAUUCUUUAUACAUACAUGUGGAAGAUAUCCAAGUGUUGAGAUGUUAAAAGCUGCUGUUUUAGCUGAUGGUGAAUUAAAGAAACAUGUUGACAUGUUAGAUCUAAAAGAUGAAGUUAUACAGACUUAUUACAGACAGUUAGAUAACUUAGAUCAGGUGAUGACUGUUAAAGACCAGUAUUACAAGGCUACUGUAGCUUCUCUUAAUCAGCAUCAUAAUAUUAUCAUUGAUUGUAAAGAACAGGAGUACACUCAACAACUGAACCAAGCCAGUGAACAACUGAACCAAGCCAGUGAACAACUGAACCAUAAAGAUCAACAACUGAACCAUAAAGAUCAACAACUGAACCAACAGAGUCAACAAUUGAACCAUUAUCGCUGCACCAAACGUCAACUAAGACAACACAUCAGAGAAAAGGAUGAGCAUAUUGACAACUUGUCAAACAGAUUACAGAUGGCUGUUGACAGACAUAAAACAAGGGAAGAUAACUUACAACAACAAAUAUAUUUACAUCAGACUGAAUUAGAAACACAGAGAACUCAAUUACAGGCUGAUAUAGAGAAAUAUGAGGAAGAGUUAUCUACCUUAGUUAUAGAAUUCACCAGAUUGAGAUCUACAGUUAAUAACAGAGAAAAUCAACAAGAAAAUCAACCUGACCCUGUAGCUAUAAACCCUGAUAGAUGUGUGAUUUGUUUAUCUGAAACUCGUGUUGUUUUAUUUCGACCGUGUAAACAUGUCUGUUGUUGUACAAAUUGUGCUCCUCGUUUCAUGGAUUCACCGUGUCCCGUCUGUCGGACUCAUGUUCAGGAUUGGGAAAUCGUUUUUCUUUCUUAAUUAUCUUUAUUUAUCACAGUCCUGGCCCCAAUUUCACAAAACAUUCUCAGACUUCAGAUAACAAUUUACUCAAAAUUGUCUGCCUUAUUGCAACUAAAAUAUAGUCCUUUAUAAAACUUUUGUUGUUAUAAUGUAUCAAAUACAUCAAUAAGAAACUAUGUGCAAAGUUUUAUGUUUCUGGAUCAAAGAUAUUUUCUUUAAACAGGGAGAGGGGUUUUACAUAGGUUAAGCCUGUUCCCCAAUCCCAUUCAGACAACCUGAAUAAAAAUAUUGUUUAAAAAAAAAAAAAAAAUUCUUAUAAACAGUGAUCGAAAUUUCAAUCUGAGAAUGCUUUGUUAAACUGGAUCCAGGAGUUCCAUUAAACCAUGAUUUUAUUCAUAAAGUUAUUGUGGUGUUCAUGUACAGUGUAAAAUUAUUAUUAUGAUAUUAUUUCUUUAAGUUAUUAGCUUUCUUAUUUCAAAACCAAAAGGGCAAAUAAAAAGUUAAUUGGAGUAGGGUGAUAGCUAGAUAUUACCAUACCCAUGUAUAUAUUGUAUAAAAUAAAUCGUAUAACUAGGUAAUAAAAUUUGUAGACAUUGACAUUGUUUACAUGCAGGGCUGUCGGUAAUUUUUCACAGUUGAUUAGCAGCACUGCUAAUCAAAAAGUCCAAUUUUGCCAAAUUUGAUUAGCAAAGCUAAAAAUUGGUUAGCAGUUUUUCAGUUUCAACAUAAAACAACCCAAAUAACUAGAUAUUACUUUAAUUAUGAUUAGAUUUCAUCCUUCCAGUUUUUUUAGCACUGCCACAUGUAGUUGUGACAGUUUGUGAAUGUGAUGUAAACUUUUGGUUAGGUCUUAUGUCUGAAGCCAAUUCUUGGUCUUCCGAUGCCCCACUCAUUUUAAUUGUUAUUUCUUCAUAACUUUAGAAAUCUUCGUUAGAAAACAAUUUCGUCUGCUUUUUAUCGUGUAUUACUAUUUUUGUUCAAUCGGGCGCACAUCGAUUAACUAGACAAACGCGCAAUAAUAUUUUACGGGAAUUCUUACUUUGAUUUAUCAUUUUACAAUACGUUAACACAUAUUUAUUUUUUUUAUACUUUAUUUACAAUACGUGGUGGAUACACUGGGUUUACUGCUUUCAAAAUGCAUACUGAUAUAAUUACUUGAAAUUGACAUGUCUCGCAACGUGAGUGGUACUACUUGAUUCCCUAUUUCCGGUUUAAUAGUCCCUAUUCAUAGAGAGUUAUGUCCCUGUAUUAUAUUCAUUGAUAUUGUAUUAUGAAUUGAGUCUGGGUAGUCCGAGAAGAAAAUGUCACACGGAUAAUUCAGUUUUGUUUAUAAAAUUUUAUUUGACAUUUUAUACACGUUGAAAGUGUUGAGAAAGCCUCCUAGUCUUCAAACCGGGGAUAAUCUUUCUGUCAAUAUCCAAAAUGGCAGGCAUAUUAAUGAUUCGCAGUUACUGCGAAUCAAAAACGUUAGAUUUUAAUUUUUGAUUAGCAGCGGACAAAAUAUGUAUCGCAAUUUGCGCUGCGAUACUGGUUGUCGGCAGCCCUGUUUACAUGUAUAAGAUUUGGAAUUAAUUAGUAGACAGAUUAAUUUUAUGUGUUUAUUUAUAGGCAGCAGUAUAUUAAUACAUGUACAUAGUUUUGUUUUCAAAAAUUAAAAAAAAGUCUUAAAAAAAAAAAUUGUAUAUAUUUGUAUAUAUAUUAUGUACAUCCUUCU